UGCACUAUUUGUUCUCUUACUCUGUUGUGGUCUUUCUUGCAAAAUGCUAUGCUACCAUCUAUGACCCAACCAUAACACUCAUAUCACUUCAUUUUCCUCCUUCCCAAAAUUUCCCCUUCUUUCCUUUCCCUUCUCUUUUCCUUCCAAAUCCCAUUUCUCCACAAGAAAAUUAUGCCCAAAACCACUUUCAAACACCUUCUUCACAGUUCAAUACCUCCCUAACCACUUCAUUCAUGAGAAGCUAAUCCCAAAAUCAGAACCCCUUUUGCAGAAAAGAAAGUUACAAUCUUUACUCCUAUUUUUCAGUAAUUCUUCCUAAACUUUUGUGAGGGAAAAAAAAAAGUGAAUAUGUCUGCUGCUGUUAGUGGGGUUCUCUUCCCCAUUCUAUUUCUUGCAUUCUUCUUUAUAACUUUCAAUGGAGCCAGAAUUUCCCAUGCAAAUGGGAUAGUGGAGGAGUUGAUAGGAAAUGGUAGUAUGGUGGCAGCAAAGCCUGAAAUGGUGCCACUAAUUGAGGAGAAGAAGAUGAUGAUGAUGAUGCUAAAUGAGAGUCGGAGGAAACUUGGGAGUUUUCAGAUUUGUGCACUUUGCACUUGCUGUGGUGGGGCCAAAGGCUACUGCUUACCCUCUCCUUGUUGCUAUGCUAUCAAUUGCAACAUACCAAACAGGCCCUUUGGUUUCUGUUCUUUUACUCCCAAAACCUGUAAUUGUUUUGGAUGCCACCUCUAACUCUAACAAUAAUAAUAACAAAUUUAGCGUUAUCUUUUAGGUGGGAUCUGAGAAGGGUAAUGUAUACGCAAAUUUUAUUCCUACCUUGUAACGUUAGAGAGUUAUUUCCGAUAGAUCCUCGGCUCAAAUCUAAAAUCAAUGUAUUUCUCUUAGGGGUCGUUUCGUAGGGUCUAUAAGAAUAGUGCGGAAUAAGGUGUAUUAGUAAUGCAUGGAUUAGUAAUGCAUGAGUUAGUAAUGCAAGCACUAGUUAUGUAGAUAUUAUUUCUUAUCUACUGUUUGGUGUGGUGUAUUAAAAUUAUAAUGUAUCGCAUAAUUUUUAAGAAAAAUAGUUGUUUACAAAAAUGCCCUCUAUAUUCUCUACCUUUAAGAGACUUUAA
This is a messenger RNA of Nicotiana attenuata, 1103 nucleotides long. RefSeq lists its product as uncharacterized. NCBI's taxonomy places the organism in Eukaryota, Viridiplantae, Streptophyta, Magnoliopsida, Solanales, Solanaceae. The transcript has 2 exons. The record is from RefSeq and is a predicted model, not a curated record. Bases 349 to 726 code for a protein of 125 amino acids.